CUCCUCUCUUCUCCUCCUCCACCGUCGUCGUCGUCAUGAACUGGGCCUUCCUGCAGGGCCUCCUCAGCGGGGUCAACAAGUACUCCACGGCCUUCGGACGCAUCUGGCUGUCGGUGUUCUUCAUCUUCCGCCUCAUGGUGUUCCUGGUGGCCGCCGAGAAGGUGUUUGGGGACGAGCAGGGCAACUUUGACUGUGACACGCGUCAGCCGGGCUGCAAGAACGUCUGCUAUGACCACUUCUUCCCCGUCUCCUACGCACGCCUCUGGUCCCUGCAGCUCAUCUUCGUCACCUGCCCCUCCCUCAUGGUCCUUCUCCAUGUGGCGUACCGUGGCGACCGCGAGCGUAAGCACGAGCGGAAGUAUGGCGAGGGCUGCGUGAAGCUGUACCCCGACAAGGGCAAGAAGCGCGGCGGGCUCUGGUGGACGUACCUGUUCAGCUUGCUCUUCAAACUGGCGGUGGACGCCGUCUUCAUAUUCCUGGUCUAUUACAUCUACGAGGCCAACUUCUUUCCACUGGUGGUGAAAUGCUCGGAGGACCCGUGCCCCCAGACGGUGAACUGCUUCAUCAGCAGGCCCACGGAGAAACGUGUCUUCACCGUCUUCAUGGUGGUCACCAGCGCCGGCUGCAUCCUCCUCACCCUGCUGGAGAUGGUCUACCUGGUGGGGAAGAGGUGCUGCGAGCUGGGCGGCCCUCGCAGGAGGAGCUCUGGAGGAGGAGGAGGAGGUGGAGGACAGCAGCAGAGGGGGGCUCUGAUGGGUGGUGGGGGUGUUGUUGGUGGGGGUGGUGACAGCGGCAAAGCCUCUCUGAUGCUGAGUGACAGGGAUCAGAAUGCCCACAAUGAGGCCAUAUUGAAUGGCCACAACCAGCCGCAGACGGAGAAGAGUCUUCCUUCAUACACAGCUGCUUGA
Molecule: messenger RNA, 908 nt
Organism: Engraulis encrasicolus (European anchovy)
Lineage: Eukaryota; Metazoa; Chordata; Actinopteri; Clupeiformes; Engraulidae
Product: gap junction beta-4 protein-like
Exons: 4
Coding region: 36-908 (290 amino acids)
Biological process (GO): cell-cell signaling
Cellular component (GO): connexin complex
Molecular function (GO): gap junction channel activity
Source: RefSeq, a predicted model, not a curated record